AUGAUGAGAUCUUUCAAAGAGGAUAAAUCUUCUUGGAAUGAGAGAAAUCGGAAAUCAGCCCUCCGUGUUCAGGUGGUACCAUAUUUUGAAGGUGAGGCAACUAGACCAUCUGAUUCCAACUUGAUCAUCGUCAUUAAAAGCGAAACAGAAGGCGUCCAGGUGGAGCUAAUUCUUGAUUCACGGAUGAGGAGGAAUGGCCUUGCCAUUCGACAAGCUGCAGCCUCACCUCUGUCCUUCACAGUCAAACUGAAUAGCAGAUCGCUAUUGUCCUUCUCUAACAAAGGACUGAAAGGCAGAAUUUGUACAGUAGAAUUGAAAAGUAAGGAAACUGCUGUGGAGGCUGGCUUCUUCCCUGGAAUUACUAGUUGGAGAGAUUCCACAGCUGGUAGGCAUCCAUGCCAGGUCUCCGUAAAAUUCAGCGAACACCACUUCUGUGCAGGAAGCUUGAUCCAGGAUGACCGAGUUGUUACGGCAACCCACUGCCUUGGUAUCCUCAAUGAAAGGCAACACCCAAGGCUAACUGUGAUUUCUGGGGAGUACUACCUCUUUCAGUAGGGUAAGCAUGAACAGAAUAGUCAUGUCUCACAAAUUACUACCCAGCCUGAGCACAACCUUGGGCAUAUGAGGUCUGAUAUUUCACCGCUGUCUAAAACACAGUCAAGUCCGAGCCACCAUAAAUUUGAAGUAGGGAUUCUUUGCAUGGCCAGUGACUAGGGCAAGAGUUCAGACACACCAUCAGAAUAGUCAAAUGUCCAGCAAGAAGUGGGCCUUCCCGUCAUGGAUGACAGAGCAUGUAAUGCUGUGCUCAGGGGUACAACCCUCCCUCCCCGAGGCUAUGCGCUGUGCCACUUAGAGAAGGACUCUGGAAAACCAGUGGCGUGCAGAAGAGACGCUGAGAUCCGGGCUCUGGUUGGGAUAACUUCCUGGGUAGCUGGUUAUGCUAGAGGUUCAGCUUCUCCAGGAAACCACAGCACAGCAUCUCCUGUUAUUUUCUCCAAGGUGUUUGAACUGGUGGAUUUCGUCACUCAGCACAUGAUCACAGGCCUCUCAGAAAUGAGUCCAGGGUGUGCCUCCAAGUUCCUGAGUUCUGUCCAAGGCGUGGAUGGAAGCCAGGGAGAAGAGGAACAUUGUAAGCCUCAGAGGACAGUGUUAUUUGGAGAAAGUGAGAUUAGGUAUUCUCAUUCUAAAGAAGAUAAUUAUUCUGCUAAAUGCUGGAAAACAAUUUUACCAGGAGAUAAAAUUACUCUGAUAAAAUAUACAAGUGUAGACAUAGAAAAUCAAGUUGGAUGUGAUCAUGACUACACACCUUUACAGUCAAGCAGCAGAGUGCUUAUAAUUAAGAUCUGUGGAGAUCUAAUACUCUCCCCACUGCUGACAGAGACCAAUGAGGCCAUGGUCACCUUGAUUUCUGGUACAAAAAACAAUAGCAGUGGCUUUGGGUUUACAUUUACUGCUGUACAAAACUUGGAAGCAGGUUCAGGGUACAGGAGUGCAGCUGUUUCAGCAGAAGAGACUGUUCACUUUGCCAGUUACCCUGAGCUUUAUCCCAGAAAUAUAAACUGUCGUUGGUUUAUUCACGUGCCAGGGAAACACAUCAUAAAGUUGACAUUUGAGGACUUCACUGUUGAAUUGAACCAAAACUGUAUUUGUGAUGCUGUUGUAAUUUAUGGUGGUCCUGAAGAAGAGUAUGAGUUAGCUAGAUUUUGUGGAAUUGUGACUCUCACUUCAGUACUCAGUCCUAGUAAUGCGACGCUGAUACAUUUUGAAAGUGAUAGUGAAAACAAUUCCCCAGACUUCAAGCCUGGACUAACUUUUUUCCCCUCAGCUAGAUUUUGUGGAAUUGUGACUCUCACUUCAGUACUCAGUCCUAGUAAUGCGACGCUGAUACAUUUUGAAAGUGAUAGUGAAAACAAUUCCCCAGACUUCAAGCCUGGACUAACUUUUUUCCCCUCAGGCUCUUUAAAUAAAAUGGGACUAACAUCACUUCCCAAAACCAAUCCCGUAUCUACCAUAAAAGCGAUUCCAUAUGACAUCUGUGGCAUCCCUCCAGUUAGUCCCCAGUCACUUUCUAGACGAAUUGCCAGAGAAGAAGCCCGCCCCCACUGCUGGUCAUGGCAUUUGAGGCUUCUACGUGGUCACAAGUGUGAAGGUGCCUUGAUCAACUCACCAUGGAUUCUGACUACAGAACCCUGUGUGCAAUCGAAAUGUAAUAUGCUCUUCUGGACUAUAAUUACUGGGGACCAUAGCAGAACCCUGAAGAAAUCAACUGAGCAGGGGGAAAGGGCCAGGCACAUCAUAGUACAUGGCAGCUUGGGUAUACUGAGCUAUGACGGUGAUGUCACCCUGACACAGCUGAGCUCUCCUCUGGAGUACAAGUUGGUGAUGAGGCGGGUGUGUUUGCUGCACAGUACGAAGCCCCUGUUUUCCUCUGAGGUCUGUGCAGUGAUCAAAUGGGGAAGCAUUAACAAAGAUCAUGGCCUCGCAAGUCGCUUACAGCAGAUCCGAGUGCUGGUGUUAGGAAGAGAGGGCUGUGAGCACACUUACUACUCUGUUCACCCACAAGGGAUCACAGAAAAGAUGAUCUGCACCGACUUCUCAGCCUCUGGAGGGAAAGGCGCCUAUCAGGGAGGCUCUGGGGAAGCAUUGGCUUGCACACAUGGAAACGGUCCCUUUGUCCUGGACAGUGUCAAUGGCUGGAGCCCUGACUGUGUGCGGCCACGGAAGCCCAGUGUGUUAGCCCGGACGAAAGUCUCCCUGGACUGGAUCCUAUCUAAAAUCAAAGGUUGUGAUACACUUCAGACAAAUAGUAAAAGCAAAAUCUUAACAAAACAGCAGUUGCCACCAGCCACACCUUCAACAGACAGUGCAUCUGAGCCAGAUGAUAGAUUUUCGCAUUAUCUUAUUAACGCAUCCAGCUGGAAUUUAGCAAGAAAGCAUUGUGAUGUGGCCCUGAUGUGGAGCUGGAAGAGUCCAGAGGGUUUUUGUUUGUUUGUUUGUUUUCACCUGCAUGGUAAACCACUAGAUUCUAGAGGAAAACUAGAAUGUUCCUGGACACUCAGAGUUUCACCGAGCAGUAUGGUAAAAUGUACCACCAAGUAUGUGUCACUCCCUGGGUCUCGUUACCUUCUUUUGCUCCCCACAAUUAUUUGUGAAGUAACUUCUAUGGGCCAGGGACUGAAUCAUUUUGGUUCUGGGGAUCCAGUAGCGAACAAAAGGAACACGGACCCUUAUGAGGUUUAUAUCCAAGUAGGUGAAUUAUGCGGAAGAAGCUUUUACCCAUUAAUUUUCAUGAGCUCUGCACGGCUGGUAAGGGUGGCAUUUUGUUCUCUGACACAAGGUGCUUUUGGCAAAAGCUAUGCUGUCUUCAGAGCCCGAGUUUCAAAGGACAGCAAAACAGCCAGACUUUCCCAGAGUCCAAACCAAGAGUCCAUGGUCACUUGUGAGGACACUCUCCUGACCAAGCUGGCAGGAAUCGUAAAAAUCCCAAGAUCCCCUCGGGGAACCAGUAGGAGGUGCCACUGGAGGUUAGUGGCCCCUCCAAAUCACAUCAUUCGCCUUGAUAUUAUUAACUUCCAGAUGACACCCACACCUCUGACUUGUCAUGGUCACCUGUGGGUUUACGAAGGAUUUGGACCAAGCAAAAGAUUAAUAGGUAAUGAAGCCCCUAUGAAAACCGGAAAGUACGACAAGUAUGGGUUUGGAGAGCUUCCCUUCCCGUUUGACUCCAUGAGAGGAAAAGUUGAGGUUAGUAAUGAAGGUUGUCCGGUAUUGGAUUUGAUUCCAGUUAGUUUUGUUGAGAUCACCUCUCUCCACUACCCUAACUUUUAUCCUAACAUGCUGAAUUGCACUUGGACUUUUCAUUCCAUGUCAGGAAAUAAAAUAAAGGCAGUGAUUAAAGACUUCAUAACAGAAGAAUCUUGGAACUGUGAAUGGGAUUAUGUCAAUAUUUAUGAUGGACCAGAUCAGCAAUCAAGAUUACUUGCUCAUGUAUGUGCUUCUAAGGAAGAAUUGGUUUUGGUAUCCAGCGGUGCUUACCUGACUGUGCAUUUUAAGACUGAUGAGUCUGUGGGAGAAAGAGGUUUUAAACUUACCUUGGAAGAGAUGAUUCAGAAGCAAUCACUGGAAAGCUAUAUUGGGAGCCCCUUGACUAUCAAUGAUAAGGCAGUAGAAACUAAUACAGGCAGCUGGCCGACCGGAGACAAAUGUGGAGUUCCAGUCGUUGACCCAUUUCUAAUGGAAAAGUCUGAAGGAAGUGUCCAUGUGCAGCCAGCCAUCCUGGGGGAGCCCAGGAUGGUUGGUGGCCGAGCUGCACCUGCAAUGUCAUGGCCCUGGCUGGUCAGCCUGUGGCACCAAGGGCAGCAUUACUGUGGAGGCGCCCUGAUCGGGAGGCAGUGGGUCCUCACAGCCGCGCACUGCAGCUUCAGUACUAUCACAGACAAGCUGGUAAUAGGAAGAAGUUACCUCGGGAACCUAGGAAGUAGUGAUUUGAUACCAGUGAAAGCUGUAUACACUCACCCUGGCUUCUCACAAUUUCCUCCUAAUGAUGAUCUAUCAUUGUUACGUCUGGAAAAACCCAUCCAAAUAGAAGAUGAAUUUUCCAAAACUGUGCAGCAAGCAAGGGUGCCACUGAUGAGUAUGACAUCUUGUCGAAGCUACUGGGGUCUGGAUAUUAGAGACACCAACAUAUGUGGAGGAGCUGCUGGGUCAUCCUCUUGCAUGGGAGAUUCUGGAGGACCUCUGCAGUGUUCCCUGGAUGGGCAAUACGUGCUGGUUGGCAUUGUGAGCUGGGGCAGCAGUAACUGCCAUCCUGCUGCACCAACUGUCUUCACCAGAAUUUCUGCCUACAGGGAUUGGAUCACCUCGGUCACCGGAGGAGAAGUGUGAUCAGCAAAAGAGCAGCAGGGUGUCUAUAAAUGGGAAGGGAAAUACCUAACAGUAUGCCUGAAACAUGAGUCUCUCGCCAGUACUACCAAAGUCACUGUCAU
Molecule: messenger RNA, 4985 nt
Organism: Tupaia belangeri chinensis (Chinese tree shrew)
Lineage: Eukaryota; Metazoa; Chordata; Mammalia; Scandentia; Tupaiidae
Gene: OVCH1
Product: ovochymase 1
Biological process (GO): proteolysis
Molecular function (GO): serine-type endopeptidase activity
Source: RefSeq, a predicted model, not a curated record